Molecule: messenger RNA, 4390 nt
Organism: Heterocephalus glaber (naked mole-rat)
Lineage: Eukaryota; Metazoa; Chordata; Mammalia; Rodentia; Bathyergidae
Source: RefSeq, a predicted model, not a curated record
ACAUACGCUUGUACUUCUAUGAAGAGAUGAGUAGUGUCUUGUAUAUUUGUCAAGCUCAGCUUGGUCAGUGUGUUCAUUCAUGCACAAAGCUUUCCAACAAUCGUUUCCUAGAUUUGUUAUUUUAUCAAGUGUUUCAUUUGAUCUUAGCCAAGAGGCCGAGAAGUGAUCAUCAUCAAGUGUUUCAAAUGAAUUAGCUUCCUGUCCGGGCAGUGCAUCCGAAUGCAGCCACGACUGUGUCCUAACAUUGGAGGGCCCCCAUUGUUUCUGUCCUGAAGGUUCCGUGCUGGAGGCAGACGGAAAGACGUGUAGCGGCUGCUCGUCACCUGGUAACGGUGGCUGUAGCCAGCUCUGCAUUCCCCUCGGCCCGGUGUCCUGGGAGUGUGGUUGCUUUCCUGGGUACGACCUGCAACUGGACCAGAAGAGUUGUGUGGCUUCAGGACCACAGCCACUUUUGCUCUUUGCCAACUCUCGAGACAUCCGACGCAUGCACUUUGACGGGACAGACUAUGAAAUCCUGCUCAGCCAGCAGAUGGGAACGGUUCUUGCACUGGAUCACGACCCGGUGGAGAAUAAGAUAUAUUUUGCCCACACAGCCCUGAAGUGGAUAGAGAGGGCUAACAUGGACGGGUCCCAGAGAGAAAGGCUCAUUGAGGAAGCAGUGGAUGCACCAGAAGGUCUUGCUGUGGACUGGAUUGGCCGUAGACUCUACUGGACAGACAGAGGGAAAUCUGUCAUUGAAGGGAGUGAUGUAAAUGGAAAACAUCGAGAAAUAAUCAUUAAGGAAAAUAUCUCUCAGCCACGAGGAAUUGCUGUUCAUCCCAUGGCCAAGCGAUUGUUCUGGACCGACGUGGGGACGAAUCCACGAGUGGAAAGCGCUUCCCUGCAGGGCGCUGACCGGCGGGUUAUCGCCAGCUCAGAGCUGGCGGAGCCUAGCGGACUCACUAUCGACCUCCUGACCGACACCCUGUACUGGUGCGAUGCCCAGCUGUCUGUGGUCGAGAUGGCCAAUCUGGAUGGCUCCAGGCGCCAGAGGCUGGCCCAGGACGAUGUAGGCCACCCGUUUGCCGUGGCUGUGUUCGAGGACCACCUGUGGCUGUCGGACUGGGCCGCGCCGUCGGUAACGAGGGUGCACAAGAGGACUGGCCAAAACAGGGUACGUCUGCGAGGCAGCGUGCUGAAGCCCUCCUCGCUGGUUGUGGUUCACCCACUGGCAAAACCAGGCGCGGACCCCUGCUCUCACCUGGGUGGCGCCUGCGAGCAGAUCUGCCAGGAGAGGUUCGGGACCGCUCAGUGUUCCUGUCUCAGAGGUUUCCGGAGCGCCCUGGACGGGAGGACGUGCCUGGCUCUGAGGAGUCUCCCGCCUUCGGCCGGUGGUGACGCUGAUCACAGUCGGCAGGGGACAGCACCAGACCACUUUUCUGGGACUAAGGCAUCAGAAGACAACACCACAGGAGCUCAGCGCCUGCUAGUGGCCGAAAUCAUGGUGUCAGAUGAGGAUGACUGUUCCCCUGUGGCGUGUGCCGUGCACGCUCAGUGCACUCCGGAGGGCGACGGCGCCACCUGCCGGUGUUCGGAGGGGUUCGCUGGGGAUGGAGAACUAUGCUCGGAUGUAGACGAAUGUGCGGCGGACAGCACCGCCUGCCCUUCCCCCUCCUCCGAGUGCAUCAACACGGAAGGCGGCUACGUGUGCAGGUGCUCGGCCGGGUACCGCGGAGACGGGCUACGCUGUCUGGACAUCGAUGAGUGCCAGCUGCAGGUGCACAGCUGCGGGCCAGGAGCCAACUGCACAAACACGGAGGGUGGCUACACCUGCUGGUGCGCCGGCGGCCCUUCUGCGCCCGGGCUGCCCUGUCCUGAGUCGACCUCAACCCCUCCCCUUGGGGAAGAUGGCGGCGGUCUGGUCAGAAAUGGUUACCCGGGAUGUCCCCCCUCACACAGCGGGUUCUGCCUCCACGGCGGAGUGUGCAUGUACAUCGAAGCAGUAGACACCUACGCCUGCAACUGUGUCAUCGGCUACGUCGGGGAGCGCUGCCAGCACCGAGACCUCAGAUGGUGGGAGCUGCGCCACGCCGGCCACGGGCAGCAUCGGGACGUCACGGUGGCAGCCAUCUGUGUGGUGGCGCUGGUCCUGCUGCUCCUCCUGGGGCUGUGGGGGGCACGCUGCUACAGGAUGAAGAAGCUGGCGCUGAAAACCCCGAAGAAUCCUUAUGAGGAGUCGUGCAGAGACGUGAGCAGUCGGAGGCCGGCCGACGGCGAGGCUGGGGUGUCUGCCUGCCCCCAACCUUGGUUCGUGGUCUUAAAGGAAGAUCAGAACUUCAGGACUGUGAGUCAUCCUACGUCUGGCAAGAAUGGCCAGAUGGCAGAUGUUGGCCAGCUUCCCUCCCUGGAGCCUGUCCUUGCCUCCCACCUGCACAGCUCCGGACUCACCAAUGGACCAACCCACCAAAGAAUACAGAACCCGCCAUGAUCUCACCACUUUCCAAAGGCCCUGCUUCUGAAUAAGUGAGACUUCUGGGGACAUUUCCAAUCUACACCCUAACCACGUUCACUCAGAACUCUAGUAAUACAGUGGUCUGCUAGAUCGUUUUGAGCAAGUUCACAGUGGCUCUUUAUUUUUGAUUAUGUGGAGUUUAACGGUCUUUCUCGGGGGCUGGGACUUACACAGAUACGAUUCUGUAAGUGGCUCCAAGAAAGUGUGUCCCAUGUUCUAGUGGGAAGUGUUCCUGGGAUACAGGUUGAUCCAGGGUUUGUCCUGGGGAUUUCAGAGGUGUGAGUCUUAGCAGGGGCUGGGCUUCAGCCAGAUCCCAGGCUGUCUGUGAAGUCCAGCCAGGCCACCGAGGAAGCAUAAAAUCAACCCAGGUUCUCAGGCUGCUUGGGAACUCAAUCUGCCUCAGGUAGAAAUAGAGUUAAAUAUCCUUUGAUAGAAGACUUUUGCCAGGAGUUGUAUUAUGAUAAAUCUCUUGGGCUUCGGCCUCUGGCAUCAUUGUUCUUUUUUACAUCCGAGAGGAUAUUUUAGAACAAGCUUUGUGUCAUAAUCCAUUGGAAAGGCGUAGAGAAUCUUUAAGCCAAUAAAAACAGUUCUGCUGAUGAAGGAAGCCAUUAAAAUAGCAGCUUUACUUACAUUUUCUGAUACUUUCCCUUCAUGGUUUUUACCGUAUAUGCUUCUUCAGAUUUCUUUAUAGAGGAUGUAGGUUUCUUAGUCUGGAAAACUCAUUCUGAAUUCCACUUCUAUACAUAUGCUGCUGUGUAUCCCCAAAUAAUGAAUUCAGUACAACUUUAUUGCCUAAUUUGAGCAAGGCCUAUAUAUUAAGGUACAUUUAAAAAUUGGAUAUGAAAGGUGUAAUUAAUAGAGUUUUAUAUACAGUAUAUACCAUUACUCUUGCCUGAAUAAUUAAAUAAUUUAGUAUUUUCAGAAGUUGCUUGGGUUUUUGGUACUACUCGUGGCACUGCUAGAAAGUCACAAGAUAUCUUAUAGUUACUUUUCCUUGAGCAGCUAAAAGCACAUUAUUUUUUCCUAAUAAAGGUACUUUUAAUAGAGGUAUGUAUAACUGCAAGCCCAACCAUAGAACAAUGAUUUGAUGGGAAUGUAGUUACACUCAGAAAAAAACUAAGGACUUAUUGUUAGCCUGCCUCUCAGGGAUAGAUUAGAAUGUUUACUUUUUUGAGACAGGGUCUUGCUAUGUAGUCCAGGCUGCCCUUGAACUUGGGACCCUGCUCCCUUAGCCUCCCGAGGCUGGGAUUACUGGAGUGUACCGCCGUGCCUGGCUUGAAUGUCUGCUUCCUUGUUCACUCUAUUAUAAUUUGACCCACUUUUGGGGGGCCACUUGUCUGUGUCCCAGUAUGAGUGAUACUUCCCUGGUCAUGUCUAGCUGUCCCUUUUUUUUUUUGGUACCGGGGAUCAAACUCGGGACCUUGUGCUUGCAAGGCAGGUGACGGAACCAUUGAGCUAGAUCCCCAGCCCUUGUCUAGAUGUCUUGGAAAUGCUUGUAGUGAAAGAGUCCCUAAAGAUUGGGUUAGGAGGUAGAGUGAAAAGGAGACACAGGUCGGUUUUGGCUCUGAGCCAGUCCCUUCCCUGUACCUGGAAAGCCAUGGCAACAGCACUAGCAGAAGAUCCACAGAGCCAUCUCUGUUGACUUUUCCCUGCCAGCUGGCACAGGUCAAGUGCAGAGCACCAGCUAGGGGCAGAGGACCACAUGGCAGAAAGGAAUGCCAGUGUGUUUAAAACCAGAGCUCGAUCCCAAGUCGCUCAGAGUCCAGGUGGGGGCAUCAGAAGUGCACAAAGAGAGCUCCGGAGCAGAGCCAGGUGCAGUCUUGGACUCAGCCAACCAGGACCAUCUCAGUUUUUAAAAGCUCAGUUCAGCAUAGUUUGGGAAUGAGUUCCUUUUGUGUU